Lathyrus sativus (Indian pea) is the source of this 627-nucleotide messenger RNA. Lineage: Eukaryota; Viridiplantae; Streptophyta; Magnoliopsida; Fabales; Fabaceae. The record is from the annotation of a GenBank genome assembly.
AUGGAGUUAAAUGAGGUGGUAGCAGGUGUUAGACUUAAGUAUGCAACUGAAAUCCUAGGUUGUAGAGCUUUCAAGGCAAAGCGGCUUGCUAGACAAAUUGUAGAAGGGGACUCUAGCAAAAAAUUUAGCUUGUUGUGGUCAUAUGGUGUUGAUUUGAGGAGGGCUUCUGCAGGAAACACUUUUAAGGUCAACAUUCAUUGUCGAGCUCCAGGUUUGCAACCAAGAUUUAAAAGCUUCUACAUAUGUUUUGAUGGGACAAAAAAGGCUUUGAUAAAAGAAUGUAGGCCAUUUAUUGGCUUAGAUGGAUGUCAUCUGAAGCACAAGUAUGGUGGUAUAUUCCUAAUUGAUGUUGGGUCAGAUCCUAAUGAUCAAUAUUUUCUUAUUGCUUUUGAAGUUGUUGAGAAUGAAGCAAAGGACUCAUGGAGUCAGUUCAUUAAGUUGCUUAUUGAACACAUUGGAGAAAGCAAAUGGUGUUUCAUUUUUUACCAGCAAAAGGGUUUGGUUCUAGUGUUUGAAGAGGAGUACCCAGGAUUUGAACAUAGAUUAUGUCUAAGGCACUUAUAUGCUAACUUCAAGAAGAAGUUUGGAGGAGGAACAUUGUUUAGAGAUCUUAUGCUGGUUGCAUAA